Messenger RNA from Eupeodes corollae, 1527 nucleotides. Its product is annotated as odorant receptor 49b-like. The coding region runs from base 233 to 1429 and encodes 398 amino acids. The record is from RefSeq and is a predicted model, not a curated record. NCBI's taxonomy places the organism in Eukaryota, Metazoa, Arthropoda, Insecta, Diptera, Syrphidae. Gene Ontology annotation, cellular component: plasma membrane. The transcript is spliced from 6 exons. Gene Ontology annotation, molecular function: olfactory receptor activity; odorant binding. Gene Ontology annotation, biological process: detection of chemical stimulus involved in sensory perception of smell; sensory perception of smell.
UUGAAUUAUUUAUUUCUUAUAAAUUGAUGACAUCUUUUUUUAUUCGAAGUCGAUACGAGUAUAUUAUGGAAUCAGCUAUUAGAAGUAAGUCAAUGUCAUAUCACGUCUUGCCAAGUGAGUAUCGAAUGUUAAUCAUUACCAUUUUUAUGUGACAAGCUAUUUUUAAUAAAAUAUUGCAUUUUGUCCACCGUUUCUCCAUCAGUUUUGUAUAUAUUGAAAAUCUCCACUAGAUAUGUCAAAAUUGAUAGCAUUUUUCAAAAAUAACAUCUUCCCCUCCAAUCCCAAAACUGGUCAACUUGGUUGCAUUGACUACAACCUAAGCCUCUUACAAUGGUCUGGAAUGCCCUUGUUUGGGGCCCAAAGCGAGACCAAAUUGUCAAUUAUAUUCUAUGGAAUAAUUGUUUGGACAUUAAUGCGAAUUCCUUAUCAAGUUUUCGAAAUCUUCGAUAUCGUUGCUAUCUACGGAAAUAUGGGAGAUUUGACGCAGAAUUUGUGCAUGUCACUGUUGCAUUUUGGGGCAAGUAUAAAAACAAUCAUGAUAUUUAGCCGACUUGGAGACUUCUAUGACAUUGUUAAACAAUUAAGAAUAAUGUCAAUUGAAUAUUGCAAAACUAAAGAACAGCGGGACGUGUUUUUCAAAAUGGAAUUUGAAAAUAAGCUAACGCUGUCAGUUUAUGCUUUGAUUGUUGAGCUUUCUUCGUGUUUUGGGAUGCUUAUGGUGUUGCUGGGGCCCAAUAACUUAGUUGGAAAUAUCUUUCCAUACCGAGCCAAAAUUCCAGACUUCAUAUCGAUGGACAUACAAUUGUUCUACGUUCCUUUGAACAUAAUAGUCAUUGGAUUGCAAAUGGUUGCAAUUGAUUAUUUAAAUGUUGCCUUCAUCAACUUAACAAGGUCUCAACUUCAGAUGUUGAAUAUAUCCUUCGAUGAACUUAAUGAAUCGAAAGUGGGUCGAAUUACUGUGGACCCUGUGAAGCAUCUAAAUAGCCUUAUAAAACAUCAUACGUACAUUCUUGAAAUUCGACAAAAAAUCGAAACUAUCUUCAAAUAUCCAAUGCUUGUUCAAUUCAUGGUCUCCUUACUUAUAAUUGCGUUGACAGGAUUUCAAGUCUUAGUUCAAUCAGACACUUCAGGACUUGUUAUGAUUUACUUGUAUGUUGGUUGUAUUUUGAUGGAACUUUUAGUUUAUUGUUGGUUUGGUACUCAAGUUUCUGAACAGAACAAAACUUUAGCUUUACGAGGUUAUGAAAGUUCGUGGUAUAAUUUUGAUAUGAAAUAUCGAAAGUCAUUGGUUAUAUUUUUAAUGAAUGCCCAACGACCAUUUUGUUUUACAGCUGGAAGUUUUUUAGAACUGAAUCUAUCAACAUUUGGUCAGAUUCUAAGUAAAUCAUAUUCUGUUGUGGCCCUACUACGUCAACAAUACAGUGGUUAAGGCAAGUAGACGAACACAAACAUCGAAAAUGUCAAUUAUUUUGUUUUCCUCUAAAAAAGCGUGGAUAAUAAACGAUCUUAGUUUGUUCUUAAAUUUAA